Daktulosphaira vitifoliae (grape phylloxera) is the source of this 854-nucleotide messenger RNA. RefSeq names its product COMM domain-containing protein 10-like. NCBI's taxonomy places the organism in Eukaryota, Metazoa, Arthropoda, Insecta, Hemiptera, Phylloxeridae. The coding region runs from base 145 to 756 and encodes 203 amino acids. The record is from RefSeq and is a predicted model, not a curated record. The transcript is spliced from 4 exons.
CAAAUUUAUAAUUAUAAUUAUUAAUUAACUUUUUUACCCUUCAAUUUAAAAAAGUUUUUUGUAAAACUAAUUAAUUAAUGAAUAAAUUUUUAUAAAAAAAAAAACCACAAUUAAUAGCGAAUCAAUAUUUUUUAUUAUUUUAAAAUGUAUUUUGAAAAAUUGCUUGAUGAUCCCCAUUUUAGAACAGGUUUGUUUUUAAUAAACAGUAUGGAAGAUAAAAAAUUUGUUAAAUUAUUAGAUAGAAUGAUGAAAGAUUUUGAUCCUAAUCGAAUACAUUUUUUUACCAAUACUGAAAUGGAGUCUCUUGAAAAAUCACUGAAAAUAUCUGGUGAUCAAGUUCAAUGCUUACUAUGUUGUUUAAAUAACUUGCUUAAACAAAUUAUCAGUAAUGUGAUAAAACCUGUAGAAUUAAAAUACUUAUUAAUAAAUUUACUUUCAAUAGAAUUGAAUAAAGUAGACAAGUUUUGUGCGUGCUGGACUGUAAAUGCUAAAGAAAUUGUAACUCGACUUCAACAAAAUUAUAUGCGUACAUUACGAUUAUUGGAUGUAAAUUGGGCUUUGAAUAUUUCUUCAAGUAUAAAAGAUGGUCUUACUGAACCAGAGCCAAAAGCAUUAAUAGAAUUUAAAAUUGAAGACAAUCAAUCUGCUGAUGAUCAAAAAGUUAAACAUAUAUAUUUUGAUUUAGAUAUAGAAGAAUUAAAACAGUUUUCAUCUACCUUAGAAAAAAUAAAACAACAGUUGGAAAAAAAUUCAUAAUAAAAAAAUGUGACAUUUCAAAUUUGUUCAUUUUUAUAAUUUAUUAUAGUUUAAUUGUUAGUUAGAAAUUCCCUGGCUAUUAGACUUAUGAGACAAUA